AUGAAAUAUAGAGUAGUCCUUAUUACGGGAGCCAACCGAGGCAAGUGCUUUGCUCUGACCUUUGAGUUGAUUGUCGUGGAGCUUAGUCUAGAUGCUCCAUCAACUAUUACUGAAGCGAUCUCACAAGUUGAAAAACAGCACCGCGUGGAUCACAUUGACAUAGUCAUCGCAAAUGCCGGGAUUUGCAACCAUUGGGGACCAGUGUCAGAAAUGGAAGAUGUCGAUAUGAUCUCCCACCUCGAGGUGAAUACGCUGGGGCCACUGAGGCUGUUCAGGGCAACGGCCUCAUUGUUGAAAGCCAGCAAACAGCCUAAACUUGUCUAUCUGUCCUCCGAAUUGGCAAGCAUUGCUGGUCUAGAGAAGUCGUCGUCACUGACCACUGCAUAUGGAGUUUCAAAAGCGGCAAGCAAUUACCUGAUCAAAAAGAUACACGAAGAGAAUGAAGGCUUGAUUGCUUUCUCAAUUGACCCGGGGUUUGUCCAGUCUGACAUGGGCAACCGUGGCGCGCGGUACGGUGGACUACCGGAGGCUCCAAUGACCAUCAAUGAAAGCGUGGAAGGAAUCAUUGGCCAGGUAAGCCAAGAAGAUAUUUUCUUAAAAUUGGGGCUACAUGCUAAUUGGCUUCUUCUGGCUGGCCAAAGAUUGAGAGUGCCACGAAGACCACAGAAUCCGGGGAAUUCAUCAGAUUCAAUGGAAAUACCUUGCCGUGGUAGGAGAAAUGGCACAAUGUCGUAG
Messenger RNA from Penicillium argentinense, 735 nucleotides. RefSeq lists its product as uncharacterized. The transcript is spliced from 3 exons. Bases 1 to 735 code for a protein of 244 amino acids. The record is from RefSeq and is a predicted model, not a curated record. NCBI's taxonomy places the organism in Eukaryota, Fungi, Ascomycota, Eurotiomycetes, Eurotiales, Aspergillaceae.